GGCUCCAUUCACGCCAACAAGUUUGGGAGAAUGUUGAGUUCAAUCGCGCCGGAGCCGCGAUGGAGCGCAGCGCACUGCAGUGGGUCGGCGCCCCGUGCGGCUCGCACGGCCCCUACGUCUUCUACAGGGCGUUCCGCUUCCAGCGCCGCGGCGGCGGCCGGGCGCGGGUCCUCUCCCUCGGCGACUUCUUCUUCGUGCGGUGCCGCGCGGAGGAGCCCGCCUGCAUCGCGGAGCUGCAGCUGCUCUGGGAGGAGCGCACCAGCCGGCAACUUCUCUCCAGCGCCAAACUUUAUUUUCUCCCCGAGGACACCCCGCAGGGCAGGACCAGUGACCAUGGCGAGGAUGAAGUUGUUGCUGUUUCAGAAAAAGUUACUGUGAAACUUGAGGAUUUGGCAAAAUGGGCACAGUCCGAUUUCUCCAAGUGGAAGUGUGGUUUCCGGGCUGAGCCGGUCCAGCCAAUGGAUGUGGGGAAGAAUGGGCAGAAAGAGGCCUUAACGAGAUACAGACAAUCCACGCUCAACAGCGGCUUGAACUUCAAAGACAUCCUGAAGGAGAAGGCUGACCUCGGUGAGGAUGACGAAGAUUCAAACCUGCUGAUUCUCAGCUACCCCCAGUACUGUCGAUACCGUUCCAUGUUAAAGCGCAUUCAGGACAAACCUUCCUCAAUACUAACAGACCAGUUUGUUUUAGCCCUUGGAGGCAUUGCAGUAACAAGCAAGAACCCCCAAAUCUUCUAUUGUCGGGAUACAUUUGAUCACCCCACCCUAAUAGAAAAUGAAAGUAUAUGUGAUGAGUUUGCGCCAAAUCUUAAAGGCAGACCGCGCAAAAAGAAGCCAUGCCCACAGAGAAGAGAUUCAUUAAAUGGCAUUAAGGAUUCCAACAAUAAUUCUGAAAGCAAAGCUGUUGCCAAGGUAAAAUGUGAGGCUAAGUCAGCUCUGCCCAAACCCAAGAGUAACAACAACAGCAACUGUAAGAAAGGCUCAAGUGAGGAUAAAUCAAAGAUUGCCGUAGGUGAAGAAUGCAGAGCUGAUGAGCAGGCUUUCCUUGUGGCUCUUUAUAAAUAUAUGAAAGAAAGGAAAACACCAAUUGAACGAAUACCCUAUUUAGGUUUUAAGCAGAUUAACCUUUGGACUAUGUUUCAAGCUGCUCAAAAACUGGGAGGAUAUGAAACAAUAACAGCCCGUCGACAAUGGAAACAUAUUUAUGAUGAAUUAGGUGGUAACCCUGGAAGCACAAGUGCUGCUACAUGUACUCGCAGACAUUAUGAAAGAUUAAUCCUGCCAUAUGAAAGAUUUAUUAAAGGAGAGGAAGAUAAGCCACUGCCUCCAGUGAAACCUCGAAAACAGGAUAACAGUUCCCAGGAGGGUGAAGUGAAAACAAAAGUGUCUGGAACAAAACGCAUCAAAAAUGAAAACCAAAAGAGCAAGAAGGAAAAAGAUAAUGCACAGAAACCCCAAGAUGCAUCUGAGAUUUCAUCAGAACAAGAGAAGGAUCAAGAAUCAACAGACCAGAAAAACUUCCCCGAACACCCUGCAGUGGGAGAGACAAAACAACCCGUGCAAGGCCCUCCACCUAUUUUACCAGAAACAGCUCGAACACUGCCUCUGGAAAAGACAGACCUGGCAGAAAACAGCACCAACAGUGAGAAAGCCAAGGAGGAGGCUCAGCACUCCUCCUCUUUCUCAAGUAUAUCUGUGCCCCCAGAAGAAGACACCGUGCUGGAUGCCACUGUCACAAAGCGAUUGUACGCCCCAACAGAUGCCCCAGAAGACACAAAGCCUGAACAAAGACUACACAAAGCUUUUACUGACAGCUUGGAAAGAGAACCUCCAGAAAUGCCCUUCACAGCUUUCCCAGUCCACCUGCCCACUCAGAGUGACAUGGAAGACGAGAAAUUGCCAGAGAUGGCCGAUUACAUCGCAAACUGCACAGUGAAAGUGGACCAGCUGGGAAACGAGGAUAUCCACAAUGCACUAAAGCAAACACCCAAAGUACUGGUGGUGCAGAACUUCGACAUGUUCAAGGAAAAGGAACUGCCUGGGUCCAUGAGUGAUGACUCCACUUUCGGUUACACGCCACUGCUGUACUCCAAGGGUAAUCCAGGCAUCAUGUCACCCCUGGCAAAGAAGAAGCUGCUGUCACAGGUCACCGGGGCAACGCUGUCGUGUAGCUAUCCUUACGGUUCUCCUCCACCUUUGAUCAGCAAAAAGAAACUCAACAGCAGAGAUGAACUGUCUUCAGGCAUAUCACAAGGUCCCCGUGCCCCUAAUUCUGAUCCUGUAGCAAUUAAUAGGCCUUCAGUCAUACAACAUGUACAGAGUUUUAAAACCAAGGAGGAAAGGAAGUCAAUUAAUGAUGUUUUUAAACAUGACAUGCUAAGUAAACCAGAUCCUCAGUGCUGUGAUUUUUCAAAACAUCACCUCAGUUCUCUUGCCGAGUCAUACGUACUGAAGUCAGAUAUCCAGGACUGCAAAGAUAAAAUGAGUGAGAAAAGGGCACUGCAGCACUCCCAUGUGCCCGCUUUCUUGGCAGAUUUUUAUUCAUCACCUCAUCUGCACAGCCUUUAUAGGCACACAGAACACCACCUUAAUAAUGAACAGACAUCAAAGUACCUCCCCCGGGACAUGUUCAGAGAGUCUGAAAAUAUUUCUACUUUUACUCAACACAAACACCAAGAAAAACUAAAUUUAAAUUAUCGCCCAUCUUUGCAUCAGCAAGAAAAAAAGGCAACGGUGGAGGCCUCUUCAGAUGAUCAGCCAACAGAUUUGAGUCUUCCAAAGAGCAUACACAAACAGACUGCAAAGGCUCUGGGCUCCAGCCUCCCUCAUUCAUCCAUGGCCCAGCAAGAGUGCAAAGGUAUCUCCGGGUUCCAGGCUGCGAGCAGCCAGGCAGUGAACCUAGACUGUAACCCCAAAGCUUGCCGCGUGUCCCCCAUGGCCAUGACAGUCCCAAAAAAACACAGCGAGUUGCUCCAUAGGUCUGGGAAGCAGCAGGCCCAGAGGCUGGAGAACUUGAGGAAGAUGGAGGGGAUGGUACAUCCUAUCAUCAGCCGCAGAACGAGCCCACAAAACGUGGGGGCUGCCCGACCUUUGAAACGGAACCUGGAAGAUUUGGACAAAGUCAUUUCUGAGAAAAAAAUCCGAGCUGUCUCUCCUCUGCACUUACCAAAGGAGACCCCAGUGAAAGACAAGGUUCCCGACCCAGAGGGGGAAGGCAGCAAGUCAGUGCAUGGCCUCCAUUCUGGCAACAUGCUGGAAAGCCACAAAUUUCCCCUCUCAGCCCCCAUCUUCCCAGGCUUGUAUCCGGGAAGCCUGUGCACAGGGCUCAACAAUCGCCUCCCACCCGGGUAUUCUCAUCCCUUGCAGUACUUGAAAAACCAGACCGUGCUCUCCCCACUAAUGCAGCCUUUGGCUCUUCACUCCUUCAUGGUGCAGAGACAAUUCCUCACAUCCCCAGCAAAUUCCCAGCAACUGUACAGACACUUAGCUGCAGCAACACCUGUAGGAAGUUCCUACGGUGACCUUUUGCAUAACAGCAUUUAUCCUUUAGCUGCUAUAAACCCUCAAGCUGCGUUCCCACCUUCCCAGCUAUCCUCUGUACAUCCCAGCACAAAACUGUAAACCCCCUCACUCACAAGAAGAGGUCUGAGGAGAAAAGUUCAGUUAGAGACAUUCCUCCCCCUGUGACGACGAUGUCUCACAGAUUUAGCGAUCUGUAUUUUUGUCAACCAGGAUGCAGUCAUAUCCCACCGAGAGGAGCGCUUCAGAGUUUUGAUGGAGACAGGACUGCUUCUUUAAUUCUGGCUCCCACAUCAGCCUCCCCACCCCUUAUCCCUGCCCCCACAAAAAAGAAAACCAAACAGAAAAAAAAAAAAAAAAAGAAAGAAAAAAAUCAUUGCAUUUUGCAUAUAUGUUUUCUGAAAGGACUUGAACAUGGUAGGAGCAGAUGUUCAAAGGGAGCUGUGGAAACACAGGCCCAGUCCUGAGCUCACUGAAACCCUGGUGAGGGCUGCUUUUGCCUUUCACUGAGCCAAGGACCAGAAGCUGUGCAUUGUUGCCAAUGAGUCAAGGACUUGAGAUGAACCUGGAAAGGAGAAACGGGCCGAGAAUCUGUACAAUCAGUGGAUGUGCUUUUUGGGGUAACUUUUCCUGACUUUAAAAGAUUCAAUCAAUGCAAUGUAUAGUAAAACGGCAAUAGAUUUUUUUCAUUUUAACACUAUUAGAACAGAAGGGUAAACACUGUUUAAUUUGACUGUACAUAUCCACUUCGUAAACUACCAGUGUCACAUUUGGUCACAAUAAUUUAUAUAGUUUCGUUUGUCCAGUAUAUUCUGUGCUCUUUAUGUUUGUUUUUUUGAGGUUUUUUUUUAAAUUAAACAGUAUCAUUUUAUCUGCAA
Messenger RNA from Chiroxiphia lanceolata (lance-tailed manakin), 4396 nucleotides. RefSeq names its product AT-rich interaction domain 5B (gene ARID5B). Gene Ontology annotation, biological process: regulation of transcription by RNA polymerase II. Bases 60 to 3620 code for a protein of 1186 amino acids. Gene Ontology annotation, molecular function: transcription cis-regulatory region binding. The record is from RefSeq and is a predicted model, not a curated record. NCBI's taxonomy places the organism in Eukaryota, Metazoa, Chordata, Aves, Passeriformes, Pipridae. The transcript is spliced from 10 exons. Gene Ontology annotation, cellular component: nucleus.